GACCAGAUCACAAUAUGAGGACAUGUCCAUUGAAUAGGGGUCUAGGGAUACAGGAUAUGAGAUUGAAUGUUGGAGAUCGAGCUACGAUUGAUAGGGAAAUACGUCAUGCAGCUGCUGGCGUGGGUGUGUAUGUCGAUGAGAACACGGGGAACCAAUAUGUUAGGAUGAAUGGUGACCGUGGCCGCCCUCAUGGAGAGCAACCAACAGUUCCUUUAGCCCAAGCUUCUAUGGUGGACUUACAUGGAAGCCAACCACCACCAACUCAGCCUUAGC
Linum tenue is the source of this 273-nucleotide messenger RNA. The record is from the annotation of a GenBank genome assembly. NCBI's taxonomy places the organism in Eukaryota, Viridiplantae, Streptophyta, Magnoliopsida, Malpighiales, Linaceae.